Messenger RNA from Cladocopium goreaui, 2469 nucleotides. NCBI's taxonomy places the organism in Eukaryota, Dinophyceae, Suessiales, Symbiodiniaceae. The record is from the annotation of a GenBank genome assembly.
AUGGCAGCGUCAUAUGCCGAUGCCGAUGGCCGUUGCGUGGCCUCCCCAGCAAGAGCCGAGCAGCCACGGCUGCAGAUCUUGAAACAGGCCCUGGCGCAAGGGGGAGCCAAGUGCAUCCCAGGCCUACGGCGCUGGGCCAAAGAGAAGCGGCAGUAUCGUGGAGAGGUCUUCAGCCUCGAGGAGGUGGAGGAGGCGGUGGCCGCCUGGCAGGCCUCCAAGGAAACUGGCGCAACCACUGCUGAAAAGGGCCAGACUGGUCAAACAGAUGUGACUCCACCACAGGUAGCAGCCCCAGCAGUGCAAAGUGUCAGCAGAGUUUUGCCUUGCAGAAAGGCGCCCACUCCUGCGCCGGCAGAAGCCAAGCCGGCCGCCGUCCCUUGGGGCGGCCUGAGAGUGACCUUGAGGUCCAAGUCUUGGCCUUGGCCCCUGACGCUGGAGGCAGCCAAAGUUGUUGCCCAAUCGAUGGGGCCUUGCCAUGACAACCUCAAAGUCAGUGCAGAUCUUCUGAAAACUCUCUUUGAGGUGCCUGAUGGUGCUCUCCAUCCUGACCUGGUCCUGGUUGCUGGCAGCAGUGGCCACCGGAGCCGCAUUGGGGCGCAUAAGGCCAUCUUGGCCAGUUUCUCGGACUUCUUCCGCUUGAAGUUUCAUGGCGCCUACCGCGACUCCGCUGAAUCGCUGGUGGAAGUCUCCUGGAGCCCGGACGUGGUACGCGCUGCGCUUCAAUUUCUGUACACCGGCAGCUGUGAGUUGGAUGUGGCCGUGCUGGGGGAUGUCAUGGUCAUGGCCGAUUUUUGGCAGGCCAACGAGCUGGCAGACGCGGCCGCAAAGUCGUGGUACGCUCUUCCCAUGGUUCAUCAACUGGAGGUGCUUUCCAAUUUGGACGAGACCUCGACGGUGCCCAAAGCGAUGGUAGGCGCCCUCGUUGAGUCAUUAACCUUGAGCUUCCAGCGUGCUGCGAACGAAUUAAUCAGAGAUGGACCGAGUCGGCAGUUGUUAAGGGAGAUGGGCGACUGGCUUUGCCACACGCCCGGAGCCUGCCUGGAUCGCUUGAAACACUGGCUGUCCUUGGAGGAGGAAGAACUCAGAGUGGCGGUGGAACAUUUCAUGCGAUCUGCUCUGCAGGCAGCCAACAGCAGUGAAGACCUGCGUAAGCUGCUGCGGCCCCGAGCCUUGAAAUCCUGGUUGCCCCCAGCCAUGCUGCAGCGCCUUGCAUUCCACUUCAUCGAACACGAGCCGGCCUUCAAGGAGGAAGAACAGGUGGCUUUCUGGGUCACCUGGUGUACUUCCGGAGGAUUCAGCUGCGAUACCUUAGUCGAAAUCUAUGAGGCCAUAGCUGCAGCCACCAAUGCGCGCGCUCCGUUGCUGACUCUGGUGGGAGGUGACCCUAAAGUGGCGCCAGCACUACCGGAGGAUCAAGUGGCGCGAAUCCAGCGACUUCUCAUGGGCCUUAAACGUGCCUUUGGCGUCGCCUUGGCUGAACAGAGCUACGUCAGCGACGAGUCGCGAUUCUGGCAGCGCUGGACGCAAGGCACAGUGCCCAACGAUAUGCUGCAGCACGCCGCUCAAUGUUUGGGCUUCUCUGCCUUGCACGGGAGGCCCUUCCCCGCCGUGAGCCCAGCCGUGGUGCGCGCGGCCUUGAGCGAGGCGCUGGCCAAGGCGGAGGUGGCCAUGCUCGCGGUGCAAGGACCCAAGGCAGUAGAAGGCUUGUACCAGCGGAAGGGACAGAAGUUUCAAUGUCAGAAGGGUCAGGAGACUCUCAUGCUGAUGUAUACAGAGCAGCAAACAGGAAAAAAGGAUGACAAGAAGUUGAACAUCAUCUGGAACGGCCUUCCAGUAGAUGAAUGGAAGAAAGCCAAAGGCAUUUGGUCCAUCCAAACAGCUGGCAGUGAUGAAGUCACACCGCCUUUGGCCGUCCUGCUCAGUAGGCAAGUCCCUUGGGGCUUGGCAAAAUCGCACUGGUGGCUUCCAGAUGCCGAGGGUCGCUUCAAAUUGGAGCCGUCCAUGGCCGUGGAACUCGAUGAGAUCAGUGACGCAGAGGCCUCAAAGUUGAAGCACAGCCUGAUAUCGCAACAUCUGCCGGAGCUCCUUGAGGUGGUUGACUCCCCAGCUGCACGGAAGCUGUGCCAAGCGCUUCAGCGGGAGCGAGCCGAGGCUGAAAGGGCUGAAAGGGAAAAGCAGAACGCAUCUGAUGCUGUCAGGUGUGAAGAGGAUUCGAGCGAGUGGCAACAGGCUGCAAGAGUCUUCGAUACGGCCGCAGCUCAGUUGUGCCAAAUCUUGCAGGAGCUUCAAGGGGCCGAUGCCUCGAUCCGCCGGAGGUUGUUGGCCAAGAAGCGUCGCCUUGAGACGGAUGAAAACUUCGUGGCGGCCUUGAAGCGCCUGGAACGCGAGGACGGACGUUCCUGAGAUCUAUAUGGGGCAAAGGAUUGGGUGACCUGAUCCGUGGAAUUUGGCGUGGGGCGCCGCGGGGUC